This is a messenger RNA of Guillardia theta CCMP2712, 285 nucleotides long. RefSeq lists its product as hypothetical. The transcript is spliced from 3 exons. Lineage: Eukaryota; Cryptophyceae; Pyrenomonadales; Geminigeraceae. Bases 1 to 285 code for a protein of 94 amino acids. The record is from RefSeq and is a predicted model, not a curated record.
AUGGAAGGAUUAUUUGUGCAUAGUUGGAUGAUCUUCGCCCCCAUCCACUUCCUCCGCAACGACCCGUACUCCAUGUACGACACCAAGGCCUCCGGCAACUGGUACAAGGCCGACGAGCCAUGGGGCGCUUUCCUCCAGACCGAUGGCAACCCUGCUGUGACCAUCCACCCCUACGAGUCUGAUCCCUCCUCCGGAUCCUUCAACCCCCAGGCUCACACCACCUGGGUUCCCGUCGACUGGUCCAGCUGGCCCAACUACAACGUCCACGGCUACGGAGUCUACUAA